GCAAGAAUGCGAUCAGAUCGGUAAAAAACAAGUCCUUGUGUUGUCUUCACUCGGUCGAAGCAGAGACGCUCUAAGAUGCAGCCGCUCAUCCUGCCCGUUCUCCUGGCAUCUCUCUGGACUGUCUGCACAAGAGCUGGAGACUGGUGUUAUCAGUCCCAGUUCACCUGUGAUCAUCAGUGCAAUGGACCAGACAAGUGGAACCACGCCAACAGCAACUGUGGAGGAAAAUACCAGUCGCCCAUCAACAUCGUUACCAGAAAGACAUUGACAGAUGAGCGUCUGACUCCUUUCCAGUUCAACAACUACCAGCAGAUCUUCAGAGGCACAAUCAAGAACAACGGCCACACAGUUGUGGUUGGAGUUCCUCAUCUCAGCACCAUCUCAGGUGGAGGCCUGCCAUCCACCUACAAGGCUGUACAGUUCCACCUUCACUGGGGCAAGAAUGGAGGGCCUGGCUCCGAACACACCAUCGAUGGGGAGCAGUAUCCCAUGGAGCUGCACAUUGUUCACAUGAAGAGCCAAUACAAUGAUUUGACAACAGCACUAGCCGACCAAGAGGGAGUUGCGGUCCUUGGGUUUUUCUACGAGAAAUCCAACAGUGCAAACCGAAAGUACGACCCCAUCAUCAAUUCUCUGCGAAGCAUCAAAGCUACAAAUACCAACACUUCUCUGCUUAGCAUCUCCCUGACACAGCUGAUCCCAUCUGAGCAGAAUCUGACCGCCUACUACCGCUACAAGGGCUCUCUGACCACCCCUGGGUGCACUGAGGCUGUGAUUUGGACUUUGUUUGAGAAUCCCAUCCCUCUGAGCAUGGAUCAGCUGCGGGUGUUCUCUGAGCUCAAGUUCCACGAUGGAAAUCCAAUGGUGGAGACUUUCAGGCCGGUCCAGCCCCUUAACGGCCGGCAGGUGUUCCGAUCAGGAAGCGCGGUCAUCCUGGCCAGCUCCGCCCUCCUCAUCGCCACCAUUGCCACGGCCUUGGGACUGUCCCAACCCAACUAAAAAGCGAGGUAUCCUGUGCUGCACUGCAACGCCCAUGAACACAAUAAGUUCUGUAUCACUCUUCAGCUGAACCCCGGUUUGUUAACUUCAUCAUUGCAUGGUUGCUAAGAUGAUCGACCACAUCGCAGUGCAGGCGUGGUGUUCUUCCCUUAUGACACAAAUGACAAAGGCGUUCAAGAGAUGCUUUACGAAAGGUGCUGUAAGGGUUUGAUGAGCAUUCAUGCAUGCAUAGAGAAGAAGUAAGUCUUAUUUCAACAUUAUGAAUGUGCCAUAAAGCAGGUUACCAAGCAGUGACAGCUCAAUUCAACACCAGACCCUUUAGUCAUGCCCUAAUUUUUCACAGCAUCAUUUUAUAAACACCAGUGCGCACACACACACACAUCACACGUCCUCGUACACUUUAGGCCUCAUCCACCUUGUCCAAUGUCAGGUAAAUUUAGUCUCUGCUAAUGUCAUUGUGAGUUGCUGAUGGCCUGUGCUCUGAGCGCCAUUGCCAGCCCCAUGACCUGGCAUGUGGUGUGUUGUUCUCAAAGGGGCAUGUGAACGGCAUGGAGCUAUUAAUAGCAGAACUGAGUCAUAAUAACAAGCUCCAUUUCAAAGCCAGCGGUCAAAGGAGUCAGCAGUUUGGCUUUUCUUUCAAAGUCCAGGAGCUCGCAGCGCGGCCAUCAGGUGAACCCCUCACAGCCACUUAGUCAGCAGUUGGUUUGGAAGAGGCGGGGGUGGGAGGAGUAGGGAGGUCUUACCUUUCUCUGCGGGAAUCCAGUGUCAGGAAAUUCCAUGAUGAACAACUGUGUGCUGUUCUGAGUGCAGAGCUGCAGUCUCUCUCCUCCCAGAGCCAGAGACUGACACCUGAGACACAAAGAUAAAGCUUCAAAGAUCCUAAUGCUAAUGCUAACAGAGGAUCACAAAGUGGGUGACAGCUCAGGGAAGAGGGAGCAUCUGCAGCGUGAGGAGACAGCAAUACUUCUGUAAACCAACCAGCGUUAGAAAAGUGUCACUUCUCUUUUCAAACCCAGCAGCAUUAUUUUCAUGCAUCUCACAAGCGCUCGCAUGAAUCCGCAUGUCUUGAUGUUCCAGUUUAUUAUGAGCUACAUGUACACACAGCUGCUGGAGUGAAGCUGCACACACUAAACCGUGCUUGCCAAAUUCAUACACACACCUCAGUCACUCCAUUUCCCAUUGUUGACCCGCAAAGUUCAGUGAGCUUAUCUUGAGAACAUGUGACUGUGUUCAUGGCUUGUAUUACAGGGUCUCGGAUGCACUGAAUGUUAUCGACUGUGAAUUACACCCCACUGAGUUCUCACUCAUUUAUUCAGGAGAACUCGUCAUGUAUUCUAGUGAGAGAUCUGUGCAAUUUUCCAGCAAGAUUUAUUGUGAUGAUCGAGCAAGGAAACUGUAUAUUUUCCAUUGUUUCAUAAGGCAUCAAGUUAUAUUUCUAUGCUGUGUCAUUGUACACAUGUAUUUAUGUACUGAAUGUGUAUAUUGAUAUGAAACGCACAGUUAUUGUUAUUUAUGUAUUGCAAAGUUUAUAUAGUACUGAAUGCAUAUAUGAAGCAUCAAGUUGUUCAUGACCAAUCAAGUUUACUUAUGUUACUUAUGAUGUUCAAGUGUAUGAGAUUGUCAGAUUGUUGUAAUGUUUGAAAAUGUCAUAAAUAAUAUGGAGAAUGUGUUCCAACUGAACAAUAAACUACUUCCAUGCCUUUUUAA
This is a messenger RNA of Lates calcarifer (barramundi perch), 2706 nucleotides long. It is a transcript of the gene ca4a, whose product is annotated as carbonic anhydrase IV a. Gene Ontology annotation, molecular function: zinc ion binding; carbonate dehydratase activity. NCBI's taxonomy places the organism in Eukaryota, Metazoa, Chordata, Actinopteri, Centropomidae. Gene Ontology annotation, cellular component: plasma membrane. Bases 76 to 999 code for a protein of 307 amino acids. The record is from RefSeq and is a predicted model, not a curated record. The transcript has 8 exons.